Messenger RNA from Oryzias melastigma (Indian medaka), 5774 nucleotides. It is a transcript of the gene gab2, whose product is annotated as GRB2-associated binding protein 2. The record is from RefSeq and is a predicted model, not a curated record. Bases 574 to 2598 code for a protein of 674 amino acids. The transcript is spliced from 10 exons. NCBI's taxonomy places the organism in Eukaryota, Metazoa, Chordata, Actinopteri, Beloniformes, Adrianichthyidae.
CUAGUUAAUGCUAAAAAGGAUCCAUGUAUUUACUUAUUUUUAUUUUCAAACUGGUUUUGUAAAGGUUUUAAACGAAAUUGAGACCUUAAUGUUUGCAUGGCGCGUGCGCUUCUUAAGGAGGGAGUUAGCUUAGAAGAGGCGUCGUUCCGCCGUCUCGUCGUCGUUUUGCUGCAAGCUGUUCUCCCAUCCUGUUCAUCCCAGCAGCCCAUCCCUCCCUCUGUGGGCGUGGUGUGAAUUGGGAAAACAAACUGCAGACGCUCUCCGGUACUUCCUCACGCCGCAUCAGUGAAGUUUCUCCGCCGUUCCCGCGCCUCGUAGUUAAGAGCGUGCCGAAAAGAAGAAGAAGAAGAAGUGGGAUAGACCCGGUGAAAACGGAGGGUCUACGGCCGGACGGUGGGCACGGGGUCCUGGUUUUUCAUCCAAUGGAGGGAGCGGGCUGCAGCACGGAGAGCCGAGCGCCGACAGCAGAGUGAGCGGGCGGGCCCUCAGGAGCCGUCAUGUUCUAGUGACGGUUUCUUUUUUAUUAUUUUUUAUUUAAAUUAUUUUUAUUUUUGAGCGAAAGAAGCAGCAGACAUGAGCGGCGGGGAGAUCAUCUUCCAAGGCUGGCUCCGAAAAUCCCCCCCGGAGAAGAAACUCCGAAGAUUCGCAUGGAAGAAGCGUUGGUUCAUUCUCCGCAGUGGCCGCAUGAGCGGUGACCCAGAUGUCCUGGAGUACUACAAGAACGACCACUCGAAAAAGCCCAUCCGGGUCAUCGACCUGCACUGCUGCGAGCAGGUGGACGCCGGCUUGACCUUUAAGAGGAAGGAGUUCCAGGACAGCUUCGUUUUUGACAUUAAGACUUCCGAUCGGACCUUUUAUCUUGUUGCUGAGACUGAGGAGGAGAUGAACAAGUGGGUCCGCUCCAUCUGCCAGCUGUGUGGCUUUAACCAGGCAGACGACGCUCACGAUGGCAGGUUACUCAAUAUGCCGCGGUCAGUCGGUCCAGACGCCACCGGCUCCAUGGCUCCUCUGAGCGGCGAGCGCAAGACCUCAGCGCCCAUCCACUCCAGCCAGCCGGUCCUCUUCACCUUUGACGUGCCUGUACGCCACUCGCACCACGGCUCCCUGUCCAACAGCGCGCCCCAGGACUACCUCCUCCUCCACCAGUGCAUGAGCAGGAAGACGGAGAGUGCACGGAGUGCCAGCUUCUCUCAGACGACUCGCAGCAGUGUGCUGUCAGGGAGUGACUCUCCGGUCCAGAAACUCUCCUAUGGCUUCUCACACUGUCUGAAUGGCACCGGAUCUCAGCUGCACGGCUUCUACAGCCUCCCCAAGAGCGGGAAGCAACAGCUCAGCGUGCACGACGGCUCCCCCCAGGAGGCCUGCUACGUCCUGCCGCGGGGCUACAGCUCGGAGGCUCCAGUCCACAGCAACUUCGGCGACCCCGACCUGGAGAAUGACGAGGUCUACACCUUCAAAACCCCUUGCAACGCCCUCGCCACCAUGCACAGCAACGAGCGCUCGCCUGACAACUACGACUUCCCCACAACGCCCGGCUCCUUCUAUCAGAUCCCACGGACGUUUGACAAGAACCACAAUGCGCUCACGCCCCCCACCUCAGAAUCCUCCGGCGCUCCUCCUCCCAGGCCCCCCAAGCCUAGCCAGGGGUCAGAGGGGCAGAGGGGGAGUCCCCACUCAGCUGGUAGUCAGAAUGGGGAAGUCAAGUCAUCAGUCAUCCCACGCAGGAACACUCUCCCUGCUGUUGAGAAUAUCAGACUGCACAGAGGUUCCUCCUUUGAAACCAACAACCAUCAUCGCCUUCAUUUCAACAACCAGUCCGUAGAGUCAGUCAACGAUGGAUUCAGCUCCUACUUGCAGCAGCGAGCCCAGGCGCCUCUGACGCGCUCAGACAGCGGCAACUCGGAUGACAACUACGUUCCCAUGAAUCCCGGCUCCUCUCCGCUGAGCGCCUCCCAGGCUGACAAUCCCAAUGACAUCUACAUUCCUAUGACCCCUGGACCACACUUUGAUUUCCCAGGAUUCUCUGCCACGUUACCUGCCCGCAAGGGCAGCAGCGCCUCACUGUGUCACCGGCCCACUCGUUUCAGCGAUGUCACGCCUCCGCCUAUCAACCGCAACCUGAAACCUAACAGGAAAUCAAAGCCGACACCUUUGGACCUAAAAAACAAUGGGAUCAUCGACGAGCUGCCGUUUAAGAGCCCGGUUACCAUGUCCUGGACACGACCCAUGCCUCCGAUGAACUCUGUGUCCUCGCAGCAAUGUCGUCCCAUUUCCACCCAAAGCAUCACCAGCACUGACUCCGCAGACAGUGAGGAGAACUACGUGGCCAUGCACAACCCAGUGUCUACCUCCCCGGCUGUGAGCAGCACCAACAGCCCAGCUCCCAGGAAGUGUGGUAACGUAGAUUACCUAGCACUGGACUUCCAACCCGGAACCCCCAGCCCACACAGAAAACCCUCAACGUCCUCCGUGACAUCCGACGACAAGGUGGACUACGUGCAAGUGGACAAGGAGAAGACUCAAGCGCUGCAGAGCACCAUGCAGGAGUGGACUGAUGUGCGGCACUCUGCUGAUUCUGCAAAAGGGGUCAAGUCCUGACACUAACUCAAAGAGAAAAACUGUGACCCUGGAAACAACAAAGGCUCUAGCCAAGCAUCUCCAGUUGCUAUCUGUCCCAUAAAUACCAUUCGGACAUGUUUAAGACUGAAAAAUAUGGACAAAAAGCCAUAACUCAUCCAACGCCCGUCCUGUUUUUUAACCAUCACUCCUGCUGCGCACGCUAGCAAGCAGGUUAUACAGACGAAGUGCCCGGCCAAAGCUAAAACACAGACUGUUUAAAAAAAAAAGAAAAAAAGUCAGUGUUGACCUAAUGUUCUGAAAUCAAAGAUCCCCUCUGCAACUAACCACUUCUCUUGCAGCUCGCUGGAAACCUGCAGGAAAGGAGAGUGCCAGAUAACUGGUCGAUAACUCUGUACUAGACUGUGAGAGAACACAUGCUGGCCUCAGGAAUGCCAAGAUUCUCUUUUGGCACUCAGGCUGGCUUUCUCUUUUCUCUUCAGUCUGUCGUUUGUGCUGAGUUUUGCAAAAAAAAAAGAAAAAAGAAACGGCAGAGAGAUUAUUUUCUCUGCAGGCGAUCUUUUCAGCUUAGCUGUGCAUGACUGGUAAGAGGAGAGAGGGGGAACAAUAUAGCCAUAAAAUAAAAAAAAUAUAAAAUAUGCAAAAGCCUGUCAGAUGUCCUGAUAACCACACAUGACUGUUGCCUCGGUUCUGGCUAAUAUGGGGCCAAACCUUAUUUAAAUAGCCAUCAGGCUCGGCCAGUUUUUAUUUUUUCUUUCUUAAGUGCAGUUACUGAGUCGAUAAAGCUGCAGGAUGAUGAAAACAAAGCAGACAGCGCUCUUCCAGGAACCGUUGGGAGGAAGAGGGAUUUCCAGAUGUUUCUGGCCCUUUAUGCCUAGAAAGAUCCGCAUUACUGUCUUUAGGCCUCAUACGCCAAACACUACAGGUACAUCCAAAAGUAGCCAUAUCUUUAGUCAGAAUUUCCUGAUUAAAUUUUGUACACUGAAGUGCAUCUUGCUGACUGCUGCGCUGCAGUCAUGUCACAUGGCAGCCAGCCACCGUGAAGAUUUUCCACUCAUCGUAUUUACUUAAAAUAACUGAGGAAAGAAUGUGAAGUGCAUUUUUCUUGUUGCGGAAAUGUUUUUAAUUUGCCUCAUUCCCGGGGAAAUGUUUUUCAGAUGAUUUUCCAGGACCACACUGUAUUUAUUUAAGGACCCACUCCGAUGAAAAUUGUGUUUUUAACAUGUUCCUGUGGCAUUUUUUGAGGAUUGAAGACGCAUAUUACAAAAACUAUGCUUAAAAUUGCACUUCUGAGUUUUCCAAAUCGUUAUGAAUUAGGAGAAAACAAAAAAUGCAAUAUAAAAAAUGAGAGAAAAUACAUGUUAGCUUGGGGUGUGAGGCUGAAAGUUAAUGAGAGAGAUCUCUUUAAGGGGGAGGGGAACUGCUCCGCCCACAACUCAGACACAUUUCUAAGGAACUACUCACUAUUGCCAUUUUUUUAGGGGUGUCCGAGACGCCAAUUCUAAAAUCCAGUUCCCCUCGAAGUCUCUGUGGAAAAACAAGUGUGCAUGGAUGCUCACUAGAUUGGUGAAUAAGGACCACAAUGCAUUGCGUUUGAACGGUUUUUCCUUUGAGGAAAAAAAAAGUAUUUUAAUUUAUAUUUAAAAACGAGAUGAAAACCAAGUUUUUAUGUUCAGAACACAGUGGAUUCUUGAACAGUCUUCAAAAAUGUUAAGUUUUAACAUUGGGAAAUCGGUGAUACGACAGUGGUCAUAUUUUCCUGUUUAAAGAAAAAAACUGUAGUGAGCAGGGGGUCCAAACUUCUUUUAACCCUUUAACGCCUGUGCCUGAGUGUUUACGUUCUUUGAUUUACUUUAAUAUUUUAAUUGUUAACAUUAUCAUCUCCACCACUCUCUGCGUCGUAGGGCGACCUCCGGUGUCUUGGGGUGACCUUGGCCAUUCGCUACGUCGUGGGGCCACCUGCGGCCACCACGCUUUCGACAUUACCUCCGCCACUCUCGGCGUCACAGAGUGAGCUCAAACGGUCACGCAGUGAGCUUCAACACUCGAGCGUGUCGAGUGUUUAAAGAUGUACAAUCAUGACUUUUAUUCUAGAGCUCAGAACGUGAUGAUGUGAAACUUCUGGGACUUACACCAGUUGACCAAUCACACAAUUCAACUGUAAUGCCUCGUUUCAACCUGUAGGGUUGUAAAAAAUUUGCCCAGAACCAACAGACAGCACUUUUUAAGUCCCAUUUAUGAAGGUCAACAGCCAAAAAAAGUUGAUUUAGUGUUUGGUUACCCUUUAAAGAUUUUGUUUAAGCGUCACUGGCGAUGCCUCAGGUGUUAAAGGGUUAAAUUCAAAGGCACUAUAUAGUCCUUCACUGUAUUGUUUUUAGUACUUAGAGAGUUGGGUCGUAAUUUGGACAAUAAAGCGAAACUUAUUUUAAAUUUUGGCUAAAAACAGCAUAAUUGUAAUCAAAAGACGGCUUUAAAAAUACUAAAAGGAUGAUCGGAGUGGGACUUUAAAGCAACGGUCCCUAGCUGAAGUUGAGUCCAGAGUUUCAUUGUGGGCUGGAACCCACUCAUGGGUGAAUUUGACCUUUAACAGGAAUGCUCACGCAGAGCUGGACACUUACUCAUUAUUUCCAUUCUAAUCUUUUUUUUACAGCUUUUAAAAAAAACAAUCUUUAUUAUUUUUUUUCUGAUGCAUGAAGAAUGUCCUUACUCACUGACAUCAGGAACAAUGAAAGCAUUGCAGAGAGUUUCUAUUUCCUUUUACCUCUAAAUACCUUUAAAAGUAACGCCACCAUCUCCUCCAAAAAUGGGACGGCUUGCCGUCUCGGUUGUGAAACAGUUCCUAAGUGAAUUGAAAAAGAGACAAAGAAGAGUUGACAGACCUCGUCAUAUUCUGAAGUGAAAUGGACAUGUAAUUUAUUAUCUAGAGGGACGUGGUGUAAGCAGGAGAGUUGUGUAUGUGUUGUAGUUGUGAGUUGUGUUAAAACGACAGCCUGACUGGGCCAGACUCAGAUUUACUGUCAGACUGCCACUGGGUUGAUGUACUGUACUUGUAGAGAUCUUUUUUAUUAUUUUUAUUUUUUAUUUUUAACCACUGUUGUUGCUACUACUGUAAAGCAUCUGCAGAUUGCUUGUGUGUUUAUUUAUUAAUUUAUUGUGUGUUUUGGAGUUCAUGACUGUAAAAUAUUGAGGAAAAAAAA